AUGGGCGCGCCAGAUUAUCCCAUCAUCACUACCCCACCAAUUCUCAAGAAUCAACAACGUAUUUCUCUGGUCGUUCCUCACUACAAUGUCGGUCACAACGUUUCUUUGUUUUUCAAGGAGGCGGAGUUCCACGACACUGUUGAGAAGUAUCUUCAGUUUAAGGAGUUUACUAUUGAUGAGGACGUCCGCCGGUAUAUUUCGAGCAAACAAAUGGACAUCCCGGUGUCUCUGGAGGGAUACCCCGAUUUGUGGAGCAGCAUUACCGCGUCAAUCUUUAUCGUACUGGUCUAA
Messenger RNA from Aspergillus chevalieri, 291 nucleotides. RefSeq lists its product as uncharacterized. Bases 1 to 291 code for a protein of 96 amino acids. Lineage: Eukaryota; Fungi; Ascomycota; Eurotiomycetes; Eurotiales; Aspergillaceae. The record is from RefSeq and is a predicted model, not a curated record. The transcript is spliced from 2 exons.